CGAGUAAGCGGUGCUGGACAAAUAUGACAGGGCAAGAGGUUCAAAUCUAUAGAAUCUUCGACUAUUAAAGAACUUCAUCCAGCCCGAUGAAAUUCCUAGCACUUCACGCUAGGUUGAAGAUACUGUUAUGGAGCGGAAGUUGUAAUCUUUCUAAUAACCAUCAUGCAUAUUCAAAAGCGAACGCAUCACCUGGCAGCAGACGAGCAGUAUCAGCAGUCGCUGACAUAUGGUCUGAUCAUUGGCACAGGACUGCUGUCUUUGAUCGUUUGUGGCUUGAGGCUUUACACAAGAGGCAUUGUAGUCAAGGUCUUUGGAUUGGAUGACGCCGCGGUCUGCAUUGCAUUGGUCGUUACGCAGGCUUUCAACGGGUUGGGCAUUGCUGUUGUCUACUAUGGAGAGGGACAACACUUCGUAAACGUGUCUCCAGAGGACCGCGCAACUUGGCUCAGGCUUUACUAUGUGGCAAUGUGUCUGUAUCUCUAUGCCUCAUUGUCGGUGAAAAUCAGCUUGCUUUUAUUCCUACGACGGAUAUUUAUUAAAACCUGGCUUCAUACUCUCACUCUAUGUUUAAUGAUCUUCCAUGUUUUAUUUUCUGUAUCUGGCUCUUUCGUUCUGGCUUUUCAAUGUGACCCUCCAAGGGCUGCCUAUGACUUGACCAUAACGAAUGGUAAAUGCUACAGUCAAUUCAAACUGUUCCAGAUUGUACUAUACCAAGCAGUACUUAUCUUCGUGGGCGAUUUAAUCAUAUUGGUUGCACCAAUGCCGAUUCUAUGCCGGCUAAACAUGCCCAUGAGGAAAAUCGUUGCUUUGAUGAUAAUUUUCGGAUCCGGUAUAAUUGCCUGUAUUGCUCCCAUCGUGCGAUUCAGUACGCUGGAUUAUUUGCGUAAAGGCACUACGGACCUGACCUAUGAGUCGUCUUCAUCCUUAUACUGGAUGACUAUUGAGUUCAAUCUCGCUCUGGUAGCUGGUUCCCUCUCGUCUCUUCGGCCGUUGCCCCUUUUCCGCCGGUUCGGAUCCAGUGCACACUCGGGAUACAAGGCUUCGACUGAAGAUACACACGAGCUUCAGAAAGUGAAGGCGAACGGCGCCAAAGGCAGGAAAAAGCCGAGUUUAGGAAUGGGGACUUCGAUACUACAAGACACUUUCAAUGACAGCCAAGAGCGUAUUAUCCAUAUGGCCAAGGUGAAUACUCCCACGGAACAAAAUUGAUUUCCAAUUAUCGGGGCGCCACUAUACUUUGUCCCCCUUCAAAAGCGACUCUUAAGACUUUUUUUUCCCCGUCGGUGGGAUACAAGCUUUCCUGCCCUUGUUGCAUCGGUAAAUGCAGGGAUCUUAAUUACAUUAUCAGAUAUCGUCAAUAUCUUCAUUGGUUCUGCAUGACCAGGUAGAACAUUU
This is a messenger RNA of Aspergillus ochraceoroseus IBT 24754, 1395 nucleotides long. RefSeq lists its product as uncharacterized. Lineage: Eukaryota; Fungi; Ascomycota; Eurotiomycetes; Eurotiales; Aspergillaceae. The transcript has 7 exons. Bases 163 to 1209 code for a protein of 348 amino acids. The record is from RefSeq and is a predicted model, not a curated record.